AUGGUUUUCAGUGAUGCCUCACAAGUUGAAAACUGCACAUACUGUUACUCGCUCCAUUGUACCGUACGGAUAGAAUCCCUAUUAAACGUCAAUCGUCAAGGUGCAGUAUCAUCAAAGAAUGCUACACUCACCAUCGGAAGGAAUUUGGCAAGGGAAAUCGUGCUACAAGUGGAAUUGGGCGGAGUCUCUGGAGGUCGACCGGCAGUUGCCUCGUACAGUUUGAUUGAUUGUGUCAUUCACAGGACUAAUGUUGCUCAGGGAAGGGGAUCUAUAGAAGUCCCAAGCAGGAAGUUGGUUAUACAGCUGUCGAACUGUGCUCCGCGAAAACUUAAUGUGUUCAUCAAAUCUCUCCAAGCGAAGCUUGACAUCAUGCGGUCAGAACGCUCACAGCCUGCUUCAACAAGCAAUCGUACUCCCCUGGCUAUCGCCAGAAAGAGUCAUCUACAAGAACUGCCGAGUUUGCAUACCGUACUAAGCCCAUUAAGCAUCGAAGAGAUUCGUCGAG
Messenger RNA from Cooperia oncophora, 505 nucleotides. Lineage: Eukaryota; Metazoa; Nematoda; Chromadorea; Rhabditida; Trichostrongylidae. The record is from the annotation of a GenBank genome assembly.